Botrytis fragariae is the source of this 906-nucleotide messenger RNA. RefSeq lists its product as uncharacterized. The transcript has a single exon. Lineage: Eukaryota; Fungi; Ascomycota; Leotiomycetes; Helotiales; Sclerotiniaceae. Bases 1 to 906 code for a protein of 301 amino acids. The record is from RefSeq and is a predicted model, not a curated record.
AUGACGGUCAAACCCCCUUCGGAACAGAUAGAUCUAGCGCAAGCCAGUCUAAAUUUCGCCCUUCCAUAUGGCGGUAUUGGUAUUGCGACAGAUGUCAUCACUUUUUACAUAUCCGUCAUGUUGUUGUGUAGUAAGAGUCCUCUAUUUUGGAGCAAUUGUUGCAGAAAUACAUUAGAAGAUGGGACCAGUUUAAAGCAUGCGCGUUUCAAUGCCAUAUUAGCUGUCAUGCAGUUCUCAUCGACCAUAAUCAUUCCGCCAAUAGUGAUAGUCGAAAGUCAAAACUGCCAUCUUCAAUUUAUAACGUCCUUGAAGCUCGUUACCUCUCUGAUUUCGAGCGCAAUCGCGUUUUCUGCUGGCCGUCAAGAAUCACAAAAAAGAUCGGAGCGUUCUGAACCUACAUUGAUACCCGUUUGGAUUUUGGCAAUAUUCAUUGCAGCGACAAUAGGUAUAAUGUUCGGCGCAAUCACUUUGGCGAGUAACUUGGUACGCCAUGGCCUCAAAUUUGGGGUCACUACUGGGAUAUAUGGUAUUACUACAACCACAGUCAUUUUGUUAAUAAUGACAGCUUCAGCUCUGCAUCACUGGUAUCGAUGGCAUCCAGAGGGAGACGAAGAUGCUCAUGAAACGUACUCGGAGUUAGAGGGUGACGCGGAGCCCUCGAGAUCAACGCAAAACUUGGGAUAUGAAUGCUACCGCAUGUUAAGCCGUGUGUUGAACUUUCGAUCGGCGGAAUCAGGCUGUAUUAUAUGGGGAAUCUGUGCAACAUCGACGCAAGUCUAUAUUGAUUUGAUUGUCGGUUUGGCUGCAGAAAAUAUCGGUGGCAAUCCCAAUCCCAAAGCUGGACUCAUGACUUGGUUGUUUUGGUUGUAUUUCGGAUUCCAGGUGCUACCACUACUUAGCUGCUGA